AUGGGAAUUAUGGAGGAUUCGGGUGAUCUGUCAGUCCCCGACGUUCCGUUGGCACAGAUCGAGGACGAUGCCGAGUCCAACUCGUCGUUCAAUACAAAGUAAGUGGCAGCGGUUGUGUAAAGCGCAUGAUUAAACCCCACUUUUACUGUUUUGGUUUUCAGUCUUUCGAAAACAUCAAUGCUUUACUUUUUGUUCAAAGCUUUUCGAACAUAAACGGCAAACUUUCCGGAAUCUAUGACUUUUUGCAGAAUUUACGGACAUUGAAGAAGUAAACAAGCUGUAAAUUUCUGCAUACAUAAUUAUGAAGAUAUGCGUUUUUCGUUUUCGACCUUUGCGCGCAAUGUUAAGGUCACAAAAUCAACAUCUUUUUCGACUGAAAACCGCAUUGAUUUUUUUAACGUUUUUUGACGUAGGUUUUAAAGUAAAAAACAGUUUGAUAUUUUUUAUUUGUAUAAUAGAUUAUCCCGAUAGCGUGCGAGCCAAAUAAGACUUCAGAAGCAAAUAAAACGUUCGCAUUUUCUAUCUUGUUUUGGCACACUCAAUAAAUUGUAUCUUUAAGAAGCGGCGAUCAGCUGUCCGGCUCGAAUAACGGCCUGGGGGAGCAUUUAUCAGUCUCUUUGGAAGACUUGGUAGAACAUUUCGACCAGAAAAUUAACAACGUUCUCAAAGACCUCAACGAAAACACCAACCAAAUGGCGCCCGUUCAGAUUCGUACACAAGAUGAGAUUAUGUCGGAAAGCCAGGUUUGGUGGACGUUAACCGGAAACUACGGCAACAUUCUGCCAUUGGACUUUAACAAAAGUCAAAUUAGGAAACAAGAAGUGGACGUGCUAUCUUUGGACACACCUAAAGCGGUAAGAAAUCCUGUUUGCAGCGUUUCAAACAUAUGUUUUUCCUCUAAAGGCUUCUUAUUAAAUAAUGUUUAUCAGUCCAAACUAAACUUUCCUUUUAGUCAGAUGAAGGGGCCCAUUGUAGCGAGGAAGAAAGCCUAGACGAAGAAGACCUAAGGCAAUCGAUGGAUCUACACCAAAUCAUCCCUGAUAAUAAUAGUCUAAACAGCGAUCACAUGCCAGCUGCUGACCAAGUCAUAGAAGAAAUCGAAGAGAUGAUGCAGGUAUGCAUAUUUAAAUAACCAUAAAUGUUAACUAUGACAUUUUUGAAAUAAUUGUUAUAUUUUUACCCUGUUUCCUAUGUUUUUUUAUGUUUAUCAACCAUGUUUCAGACUUGUGACUUGAUGAGGUCGAUAACAACAGACAAGACGGAAAGUGUGGACAGUAUGUAUUCAUCAAUGCGAUCUCCGUUCAUUUCCCUUCAAGUCGAAAGUGAAUUGAAACAAAAACAUAUCGAAGCCCUCAGUUUUUCAAAAGAAGGUAAGAUGACAACAUUUUUGAUUGAUCCUCUUCAAAAUUUGACAUUUUUAUGAUCAACUGUUCUCCACCAGAACUUUUUUUAAAAUCUUGGCGCUGUAAACAUUCCAGUUUAUAAAGAGAUCAAUUAAAAAUAAAAAAAACAAGGAAGAAUAGCACGGCAUUAUUAAAAUUAAUAGAUGUACAGUAUCAUUACUAUGGAGCUCUGAAAUCUUUCAAAACAAAAAAUUAAUUCAAUACUAAAGCUUAAACAAACACAAAAAACUUUUUUCAGAUCUAACUCAAAUGUCUCAAAGUAAACUACUAGCCCUAAGCACAGAGAUGGAGGACCUUAUAAUAACUCAUAACUCUGAAUUGGUCUCUGAACUAGCCCGAAGGGACGAACUGGAAUACGAAAAUGAAGUCAAAAACAAAUUCAUCACAUUGUUAGUGGGGAUUCAGGAUCAAAGAAGGAAGUUCUUAAGUGAAAGGAAAAAGAAAAAGAUAACCGACACAUCAACACUGCCUCAGGUAAGCUAACUAAGGUUAACCACUCAUAUUGAUGUUUUACUACAUUAACACAACCCUUAUAAAAAGGACAACGUAAAAUAAGAAAACAUACUUUAGUUCGUGACAGCGUCGAUUCCAUUUGACGACACUCAGCGAUUUCCAGCUCUUCCAACUUUAGAAUCCUUGAUCAAGAUUCUGGAAGCCAUCAAUGAGAAUAAACCUCAGGUCCCCACAUUGCUUACGGAUUACAUCUUGACAGGUAACUAAAAUUGUUUUUAAUCAAAAGUUAUUUUUUUUCAAUUAUUUAUUAUAUUUUAGUUUAUGAACUUACUUUUGGAAAACUUUUACAAUUGUUAAACUUUGAAACAAAGAAUUGUCCGGAAAAAACAGUUUUUGUUUUCGGUCUCCAAAAAAUCUGUCAGCAUUCGUUGAAUUUCUAAGAAACAGAUCGUGUUGACAGCAUUUUUAAAAAAUCUAUAUAAUUAAUCAUUAUGACUAGUUUUCCGUUAAACCUGUCGUUUUGACACAUUUUUAAAGAAAUUUCAAAAAUUAUCUGUAAUUUCUAUUGCCAAGAUCUUUUCAGUGGUUUGUCCAUCUUCAUCAAUCAUCGCCUAA
Molecule: messenger RNA, 2471 nt
Organism: Bursaphelenchus okinawaensis
Lineage: Eukaryota; Metazoa; Nematoda; Chromadorea; Rhabditida; Aphelenchoididae
Source: the annotation of a GenBank genome assembly